Triticum aestivum (bread wheat) is the source of this 4097-nucleotide messenger RNA. Its product is annotated as probable cellulose synthase A catalytic subunit 3 [UDP-forming]. Gene Ontology annotation, biological process: cellulose biosynthetic process. Lineage: Eukaryota; Viridiplantae; Streptophyta; Magnoliopsida; Poales; Poaceae. Bases 314 to 3589 code for a protein of 1091 amino acids. The record is from RefSeq and is a predicted model, not a curated record. Gene Ontology annotation, molecular function: cellulose synthase (UDP-forming) activity. The transcript is spliced from 14 exons. Gene Ontology annotation, cellular component: membrane.
AACACACACACACACACAGGCACAGAGGCACAGCGGGUUGGGGGCGGCGAUGAGCUGUUUCUAGGAGGGCAACCACCACCGAUUCGUCCCGUCGCCGAAUAAAAAAAAAAGAGAAGACACCACACCACAUCGCACUGGUACUACAACACCAGGCGGAAGCCCCCAGCCCUUCCCCAAUUCAUUCCAUUCGUUCCCCAUUCCCCUCCUCCCCCGUUCGCAUCCGCCGCCGCCCCGCCCCGCCGCGCCGCGCCCUCCGCCGAGAGUCUGAGCGCGGGCCUCGGGAUCUGGGGCGCGGGGAUCUGGUGGGCGCGCCAUGGAGGCCAGCGCCGGCCUGGUCGCCGGCUCGCACAACCGCAACGAGCUCGUCGUCAUCCGCCGCGACGGGGAGCCAGGGGCGAGGCCGCUGAAGCAGCAGAACCGCGGCGCGUGCCAGAUUUGCGGGGACGACCUCGGGCUCGGCCCCGGCGGCGACCCCUUCGUCGCCUGCAACGAGUGCGCCUUCCCCGUCUGCCGCGACUGCUACGAGUACGAGCGCCGCGAGGGCACGCAGAACUGCCCGCAGUGCAAGACCCGCUACAAGCGACUCAAGGGGUGCGCGCGUGUUCCCGGGGAUGAGGAGGAGGACGGCGCCGACGACCUGGAGGACGAGUUCAACUGGAGGGACAGGGACGACUCGCAGUAUGCCGCCGAGUCCAUGCUCCACGCCCACAUGACCUACGGCCGCGGCGGCGACCUCGACGGCGUGCACCAGCCCUUCCAGCCCAACCCCAAUGUUCCCCUCCUCACCAAUGGCCAGAUGGUCGAUGACAUCCCGCCGGAGCAGCACGCCCUUGUUCCUUCCUUCGUCGGCGGCGGGGGAAAGAGGAUCCACCCGCUCCCUUAUGCUGACUCCAACCUUCCUGUGCAACCAAGAUCCAUGGACCCAUCCAAGGAUAUUGGUUCCUAUGGGUAUGGGAGCGUUGCCUGGAAGGAGAGGAUGGAGAGCUGGAAGCAGAAGCAGGAGAGGCUGCAUCAGGCCAGAAAUGAUGGCGGUAAAGAUUGGAACGGUGAUGGCGACGAUGCAGAUCUGCCACUAAUGGAUGAAGCUAGGCAGCCACUGUCCAGAAAGGUUCCCAUUCCUUCAAGCCUGAUUAAUCCCUACAGGAUGAUCAUUGUGAUCCGUUUGGUGAUUGUGUGUCUCUUCUUCCACUAUCGUGUUAUGCAUCCGGUGCAUGAUGCAUUUGUUUUGUGGCUCAUAUCUGUCAUAUGUGAGAUAUGGUUUGCCAUGUCUUGGAUUCUUGAUCAAUUCCCCAAGUGGUUCCCUAUUGAGAGGGAGACUUACCUUGACCGGUUGACAUUGAGGUUCGACAAGGAAGGCCAGCCAUCUCAACUCGCCCCAGUUGAUUUCUUUGUCAGUACGGUCGAUCCCGCAAAGGAGCCUCCGCUGGUCACAGCAAACACUAUCCUAUCUAUCCUGGCGGUAGAUUAUCCGGUUGACAAGCUCUCUUGCUACGUUUCUGAUGAUGGUGCUGCCAUGCUGACAUUCGAAGGAUUGUCUGAAACAUCUGAAUUUGCAAAGAAAUGGGUUCCUUUCUGUAAGAAGUAUAGCAUUGAGCCUCGUGCUCCAGAGUGGUACUUCCAACAGAAGAUAGACUACCUGAAAGACAAGGUGGUACCAAACUUUGUUAGGGACAGGAGAGCAAUGAAGAGAGAGUAUGAGGAAUUCAAGAUCAGAAUCAAUGCCUUGGUUGCUAAAGCCCAGAAAGUUCCUGAGGAAGGAUGGACCAUGCAGGAUGGAACUCCCUGGCCUGGAAACAAUGUCCGUGAUCACCCUGGAAUGAUUCAGGUCUUCCUUGGUCAAAGUGGUGGCCUUGAUGUGGAAGGAAAUGAGCUGCCUCGAUUGGUUUAUGUUUCAAGAGAAAAACGGCCAGGCUAUAACCAUCACAAGAAGGCUGGUGCCAUGAAUGCAUUGGUCCGUGUCUCUGCUGUGCUAACGAAUGCUCCAUAUAUGCUGAACUUGGAUUGUGAUCACUAUGUGAACAACAGCAAGGCAGUCAAGGAAGCAAUGUGUUUCAUGAUGGAUCCUUUGGUAGGAAAGAAAGUUUGCUAUGUGCAGUUCCCACAAAGAUUCGACUCCAUUGAUCGUCACGAUCGAUAUGCUAACAAGAAUGUCGUCUUCUUUGAUAUCAACAUGAAAGGUUUGGAUGGUAUUCAAGGCCCCAUCUAUGUUGGUACUGGAUGUGUCUUUAGAAGGCAGGCGCUGUACGGUUAUGAUGCUCCCAAAACAAAGAAGCCACCGUCAAGGACUUGCAACUGCUGGCCAAAGUGGUGUGUGUGCUGUUUCUGCUUUGGUAACAGGAAGAACAAGAAGAAGGUUACCAAGCCUAAGACAGAGAAGAAGAAGAGAUUGUUUUUCAAGAAGGAAGAAAAUCAAUCACCUGCGUAUGCACUCAGUGAAAUUGACGAAGCAGCUGCAGGAGCUGAAACUCAGAAGGCUGGUAUUGUAAACCAGCAGAAGUUAGAGAAGAAAUUUGGCCAGUCUGCCAUUUUUGUUGCAUCCACGCUUCUUGAGAAUGGUGGUACCCUGAGGUGUGAUAGUCCAGCUUCUCUUCUGAAGGAAGCCAUACAUGUCAUUGGCUGUGGCUAUGAAGACAAGACAGACUGGGGAAAAGAGAUUGGCUGGAUCUAUGGAUCAGUUACAGAGGAUAUCCUGACUGGGUUUAAGAUGCAUUGCCACGGCUGGCGAUCGAUUUACUGCAUACCUAAAAGGCCUGCAUUCAAAGGUUCUGCGCCUCUCAAUCUUUCGGAUCGUCUUAACCAGGUUCUUCGGUGGGCGCUUGGGUCUAUUGAGAUCUUCUUCAGCAAUCAUUGCCCUCUUUGGUAUGGGUAUGGUGGUGGACUGAAAUUUUUGGAAAGAUUUUCCUACAUCAACUCCAUCGUUUAUCCUUGGACAUCUAUUCCACUUCUGGCUUACUGUACGUUGCCGGCCAUUUGCUUGUUAACGGGGAAGUUCAUCACUCCAGAGCUUAGCAAUCUUGCCAGUAUCUGGUACAUGUCGCUUUUCAUCUGCAUUUUUGCUACGGGUAUUCUGGAAAUGAGAUGGGCUCGUGUAGCGGUUGACGAUUGGUGGAGGAAUGAGCAGUUCUGGGUCAUUGGAGGUGUCUCUGCCCAUCUCUUUGCCGUGUUCCAAGGACUUCUCAAGGUGAUAGCUGGUGUGGACACAAGUUUCACCGUCACAACAAAGGCUGGAGACGAUGAGGAGUUUUCGGAGCUGUACACGUUCAAAUGGACAACCCUGUUGAUACCCCCGACCACCCUUCUCCUGCUGAACUUCAUCGGGGUGGUUGCCGGCAUCUCCAACGCUAUCAACAACGGAUAUGAGUCAUGGGGGCCGCUCUUCGGGAAGCUCUUCUUCGCCUUCUGGGUGAUUGUCCAUCUUUACCCGUUCCUCAAGGGUCUUCUCGGAAGGCAGAACAGGACCCCGACGAUCGUCAUCGUCUGGUCCAUCCUGUUGGCUUCUAUCAUCUCGCUCCUGUGGGUGCGUGUGAACCCUUUCCUCGCCAAGACCGACGGCCCUCUUCUGGAGGAGUGCGGUCUGGACUGCACCUAGGAGAUCAAAAGGAUCGACGAUCAAAAUCAGUCAUCAUGUGGAGUAAUUUUGAAGGUGUUUUUGUGCCCAUAAUUUUUUUCUCUUCCAUUCCUCCAUCCCCUGUGUAGAUAGAAAACAAACAUGCAACAAGUGUUAAGUUAUUGGUUUUGUUCCAUGGUGGGUAGCUGGGCCUCAUAUAUGCAAAAUAUUUGGGCAGACGGGAGGCUGCGGCAACCCUUCUUCACCUCACCUCUGUGCAGUUCGGCCACGAAGAAGAAAGAAUACAGCCAGCAAGUCAGUCAGUCAGUUCCAGUGUUGUUUCAUUGUCCAGCCAUCCAGCAAUUCUUUAUUUGUUGACCUUGAUUUAAAUGGAGAGGAUAAAUGUAUGUAAGUGAGCCGAAACUGAGAGCUGUCGUCUGUAUGCUAUGCCCGAAGGAUGUAUUAUGUAUGUACAAACUGAAAACAACUUGUAUUUUCUCUCUGUAAGGCAAGAAUGCCGUUUGUAAUAGAGGAAGCUGCACAUUAUUUA